Messenger RNA from Helianthus annuus (common sunflower), 1922 nucleotides. Its product is annotated as pentatricopeptide repeat-containing protein At1g12300, mitochondrial. Bases 98 to 1825 code for a protein of 575 amino acids. NCBI's taxonomy places the organism in Eukaryota, Viridiplantae, Streptophyta, Magnoliopsida, Asterales, Asteraceae. The record is from RefSeq and is a predicted model, not a curated record. Gene Ontology annotation, molecular function: protein binding. The transcript has a single exon.
AUUGCCAUUAAAAAGAUUAAUUUAGUAGAGAUUUGAUGUUUAUGUACGUACGCUUGAUCAAGUAGCCAUUGAUUUGAAACUGAAAUUGAAAGUAAGGAUGAACUGCACGAGAAGAAUUGGACUUCGUUAUUACUCUACUGCUUCACCUUCGACUUCCCAUUUCAAUCAAAGAAUUACAUCCCUCAAAAAUGCUUCAGGACCCACCAAGGUGAAUGACGCCCUCCAACUGUUUGAUGAAAUGCUUCUAAGACAACCUCCACCUUCCAUCUUCCAAUUUACUCAGUUGAUUUCUGUUAUUGUAAAGAAGAAGCAAUACUCCACUGCCCUUAUACUCUUGGAUCAAAUGAAGCUGAUGGGUAUUCCUUCUAAUAUCUAUACUAUCAACAUCUCUAUUAACUGUCAUUGCAGGUUGAAUCAAGUUGCUUACGGUUUUGCCCUACUGGCAACCAUCUUCAAGCAAGGGCAUCCACCCAAUUUGGCCACCUAUACUACUCUCAUUCAUGGACUUGUUCUUGCUGAUAGGGUCUUUGAAGCUGUUGAGUUGUUCAAGAAACUGCUUAGAGAGAAAGUUUGUGAGCCUAAUCAAGUUAUGUAUGGAACCGUUAUUAAUGGGCUCUGUAAAGUAGGUCACACUAGCAAGGCCCUUGAACUGCUCAGGUUCAUGGAAUCAGGCUCUUGUAAACCAGGUGUAGAACAAUACAGUGUUGUCAUUGACAGCCUUUGCAAAGACAAAAUGGUUGAUCAUGCACUAGAGCUGUUUGCCAAGAUGACUGAAAAGGGUGUCCUUGCAGAUGUUAUCACUUACAGCUCUUUGAUUCAUGGACUGUGUAACUUUGGUCGAGAGACAGAAGCUGCAAAAAUGUUGAGGGAUAUGGAGGAGGAAGGAGUAUCUCCCUCAGUGGAUACAUUUAAUAUCUUGGUAAAUGCCUUUUGCAAGCAAGGAUCUGUAAAAGAUGCAGAGCUUGCUGUACAAGCAAUGGUACGAAGAGGUCUAAAUCCAGAUGUAAUCACUUAUAGUGCAUUGAUUGAUGGAUAUUGUUUACGUGGUGAAAUAGAUGACGCAGAGAAAGUUCUUGAUGGCAUGGUGAAGAGGGAUAUUGUACCUAACAUCAUCACAUACAACAGCCUGAUAAAUGGAUAUUGUAAGAAGAAGCAAAUUGAUAAGGCCAGGCAUCUCUUUCAAUAUAUCCAAGACAAGGGUUUGAUUCCUGAUGUUGUUACUUACAGUAGCAUGUUACAAGGUUUGUAUGGUUCAGGGAAUCCUGCAGCGGCUAGAGAACUCUUUAACGAGAUGCAAGCAAAGGGUCUGGCUCCCAAUAUAUGCACCUAUCGUAUCUUGUUGCACGGAAUGUGCAAAAACUCCCAGUCUCCUGAUGCCUUGGCUCUCUUUCGAUCACUGGAAAGCAAAGAAUUGAUGGAAGAUGUAGGGUUGUAUAAUAUAUUGAUUGACGGUUGUAGCAAAUGUGGGAAGCCUAACGAGGCUAUGGAUCUGUUUGAUGAACUCUGUUUAAAAGGAUUAAAACCGAAUGUUAGGACAUAUACAGUAAUGAUAAGUGUGUAUUGCGAAGAAGGGUUAUUGGGUAAAUGUAAAGAAUUGCUUAGAAAGAUGGAAGAGAAUGGUUGUUUGCCAAAUAGCGUGACGUACAAUGUUCUUGUUCAAGAGUUGUUGAAGAAAAACGAGUGUCGGGAGGCAGAGAUUUAUCUUGAAGAAAUGAUAAACCGAGGUUUUAUGCCUAAUCAUGCUACUUUUGAGAAUUUACUACCCUGGAUCCCAAACGUAGGAAAAGAUUCUCGUUUGCGAACUAUCAUUCUAAAACUAACUUAAUAUCGUUAGAAGAAACAAACAUAUUCGUAUCUUGGUGAUUGCAAUAUAUAAUGUGCAUUUGUAUCACCCCAUCAGAUGUGUCUUUAAGAUCUACACU